This is a messenger RNA of Drosophila willistoni, 1878 nucleotides long. Its product is annotated as protein rhomboid. The transcript has 4 exons. Bases 322 to 1269 code for a protein of 315 amino acids. Gene Ontology annotation, molecular function: serine-type endopeptidase activity. Gene Ontology annotation, cellular component: membrane. Lineage: Eukaryota; Metazoa; Arthropoda; Insecta; Diptera; Drosophilidae. The record is from RefSeq and is a predicted model, not a curated record.
UUAUUCCAAAAUAAGAUGCAACUAAUAUCUAGUAGACGAAUUUCUGAACUUAUUUUCCUGAAGAAUCCAAGGAGGCCAAACAGGGGCCAGACAGCAUACCAAGCGAAUCAUCAUGACAGCCGCCGCCGCCUCUACUACUAAGUGGGGCAGCGUCACAGUCACAAGCACAAAUACAAGCCCAAGAAGGCAGAAGACGACGACAGAGACGGCAACGACGCCCCAAAAAUAGACAACGACGCAGCAGCAGCAACAACAACAACAACAGCAACAGCAACAACAGUAGUCGCCGCAGCACAUCUCUUGGAGUGCAGUCAAGAGGAAAUGCUGCAUCCGACGACAACGACACAGUCUGGCCUGGUGCUGGGUGUCUGCUGUGACCAGCUGAUGCAGCAUCAGCAUCAGCAGGCACGCCCAGGCAUACUUACAAUGUUGGCCAAAAAGGAGAUGCACAUGAUGAUGAGUAAGGAUUUGGCUAUGCAGGAGCAGUCAGAGAAGCGUCUACUAACAACAACUAGAUCUUGGUUUCGUUGUUGGCCACCGCCCUGCUUUAUUCUGUUUGUAUCCCUGCUGGAGGUCGCUGUGUUUGUCUACGCCAGUGGGGAAACGUCAAUGGAGGAUUCGUUGCUCAUCUAUAGCCCGGAACAGCGUUUGCAACUGUGGCGUUUCAUCUCGUAUGCCUUACUCCAUUGUAGUUGGUUGCACUUGGGUUUCAAUGUGUCAACCCAAUUACUAUUUGGCCUACCAUUGGAAUUGGUUCACGGCUGGUGGCGUACGUGUAUCAUUUAUUUAGCUGGCAUUUUGGCUGGAUCAUUGGGCACCAGCGUUGUGGACUCUGAAGUUUAUCUGGUGGGUGCCAGUGGCGGUGUCUACGCCCUAUUGGCUGCCCAAUUGGCAAGUGUGGCUCUCAAUUUUGGCCAGAUAAGACACGGCUUGGCCCAGUUAAUGGCUGUGCUUAUAUUUGCCUCUUGCGAUUUGGGUUAUGCCGUGUACUCCAGGACACUGGAGGAUCGCACGAGGCCUACUGUUUCUUAUAUAGCUCAUAUGACAGGUGCUUUGGCUGGUCUUAGCCUGGGCCUGCUCUUCCUUAAGCAGUUCCAAGGUGGUGGUCGUCCACGUCUCCUACGCUGGCUGGCCCUAGGCGUCUGGUCAGCCUUUAGCAUUUUUGCUAUAACUUUCAAUCUGAUCAAUACGGUGACAGCCCAACUUCUGGCCGAACAGGAGGGAAAGGUAAUCAAGCAACGCUUACUACACGAUUUGGGAAUGGAAUAAAUAAGGUUAAGAGAAAGAGAGAGAGAGAGAGAGAGAGAAAAGUAGUGUGUGGAGUUGGGUGGGAAAUGGGGAAAGCCAAGACUGAGUCCAUAAAUUUAAGCCUCGUCCUUGAAGUCAUAUCUUAUGCUUACCUAAAGAGUCUAGUCAUUAGUUUAUAAGGCAUUCCAAAGAAAGGAAGACACACAAUGUGCUCAAAAAUUUAUCAAAAAACUACUUGAAUUACAUACUUAUAUAUAUAUAUAUAUCCCUGAUACCCCCAAGGGAGGAUUCGCUCAAAGUAACCAAAACUAUGUAACUCUUACAAAACUUAAAACAACAACAACAAAACAAAAUAAGAAAUUGUAACAAAUUUUAUCUUAUGCCAAUGCCAAAGGAGUUGAAACUUGAAAUGUUCUUUGCUCAACUCUGAGCCAGGCUCGUUUUCAGAGACUUUGGUUAGUUAAGCCGAUUAAGCAAUAUACUAUAUAUAAUAUAUACAAUACCUAUUAUAUUUAGUUUGUUUAACUUAUAAAACUCUAGUUUUAAUGCCAAAAAAAGAAGAAAAAGAAACACAAAGUUACAACUAACAGUUAUUUUAAAGAGCUUAGUUAGGCUAACGACAUAUAUUCA